AGUUUCUACUUUCUACACUGUUUCUAUACUUUACGCGAAGUUUCGGGCCGACUUUACUUCCUUUCACUUUCUUUGGUUAAAUCACUGCAGAAGCUUCUGGAACUCCAAUUGAAUCUUUCCCCUUACUAAUGCGGUAAUGCCAGCGUCGCAUCCCGGGGCGCAAACGGAUUGGCUGAACUGGAAGUUGAUAGCUGUUCCACGGGCGUUGGAUCAAUUGUACAGACAAUUGCAGAGUAGCAAAAUGGCCGACGACGGUGUCGUUGCGGUGUACAACAACAGCGCCAUCACCGAUGCCAAGAAAAAAAAUCCAUUCUCCAUCAAAGUUGGACUCGCCCAAAUGCUCAGAGGAGGCGUCAUCCUUGAAGUCACCAAUGUAGAACAAGCUAAGAUUGCCGAAGAAGCAGGGGCGUGCGCCAUUGUCGUGAUUGAGCAGCUGCAGAGAGGUGUUCGACGCAUGGCCGAUCCGUCUCUUAUUAAGGAGAUCAAGCGAGUGAUUUCAAUUCCUGUAAUGGCGAAAGCCCGAGUUGGGCAUUUCGUCGAGGCCCAGAUUCUUGAAACGAUUGGUGUCGACUACAUUGACGAGAGCGAGGUCCUUACCCCCGCCGAUGAUGAGAACCACAUCAAUAAGCAUAAUUUCCGGGUGCCGUUUGUCUGCGGGAGCCGCAGCCUUGGAGUAGCUUUGCAGAGGGUUAGAGAAGGGGCGGCAAUGGUAAGCACGGAGGGAGAUGCAUCUGAAUCGGGGAACAUUGUGGAGACUGUUCGGAAUGUGAGGUCGGUAAUGGGGGAAAUUAGAAUCCUUAAUAACAUGGACGAUGAUGAGGUAUUCUCGUUUGCUAACAAGAUCUCCGCUCCUUACGACCUUGUCGCCCAGACCAAACAACUUGGCAGGCUCCCGGUGGUGCACUUUGCAGCCGGCGGCAUUAUUACCCCUGCGGACGCUGCCCUCAUGAUGCAAUUGGGAUGCGAUGGAGUGUUUGUGGGCUCUGAGGUUUUCAACACCCCUGAUCCUUACAAGCGUGCUAGGGCCAUUAUUCGGGCUGUGUCACACUACAACGAUCCUCACGUGUUGGCGGAGAUAAGCUGUGGUUUGGCUGACGCCUUGGCGGGUCUCAGUCUCAGUGAGGACAGGAUCGAACGCUUUGGAGCUCGAGGCAUUUACUGAAGCUUGUAGCUGGAAAAUGGAACCUGGAGGUACUCUGGUGCAUUUUGUUCUUCCGGAAAAUUGGUGGGUCUAUUAGGCUAUACUAUUUGGAAUUUUGGAGUUUGGGCUUAGAGCCAUUCCUGCUCUGUGCUAGUUUUGUUAUGUCAUUGGUUUAAAGGUUAAGAGUCUAAUCCUUCUCUGAACUGUUGUAGUAUUCUCUGUAAUUUGCUUAUAUUGCUAAUGAAUUGAAAGAAGCCCAAUAUUCGUAUAUCA
This is a messenger RNA of Nelumbo nucifera (sacred lotus), 1414 nucleotides long. RefSeq names its product putative pyridoxal 5'-phosphate synthase subunit PDX1. Lineage: Eukaryota; Viridiplantae; Streptophyta; Magnoliopsida; Proteales; Nelumbonaceae. Gene Ontology annotation, molecular function: amine-lyase activity. The record is from RefSeq and is a predicted model, not a curated record. Gene Ontology annotation, biological process: amino acid metabolic process; pyridoxal 5'-phosphate biosynthetic process; pyridoxine biosynthetic process.